AGAGAGACAUGACCCGGAAGUGAUUCCUGAAGCUCCGCGUGGGUUUGCAUCUGAGGUGCUCGAUUGCCCCCACGGUCGCUGCGAUGACCAAAAUGAAGGCAGAUUCGGAUGGGCGGGAGGCUCAGGCGGACGCGUGCAGCGGGGAGCGCACUUACCAUGAGCUGCUGGUGAAUCUGAACCCCAUUGCCCAGCCCCUGGCUUCUCGCCGCCUCACGAGGAAGCUCUACAAAUGCAUCAAGAAAGCCGUGAAACAGAAGCAGAUUCGGCGCGGGGUGAAGGAGGUUCAGAAAUUUAUCAACAAAGGCGAAAAAGGGAUCAUGGUUUUGGCAGGAGACACAUUACCCAUUGAGGUAUACUGUCAUCUCCCAGUUAUGUGUGAAGACCGGAAUCUGCCCUAUGUCUAUAUCCCCUCUAAGACGGACCUGGGUGCAGCCGCUGGCUCCAAGCGCCCCACCUGCGUGAUAAUGGUCAAGCCCCACGAGGAAUACCAGGAGGCCUACGACGAGUGCCUGGAGGAGGUGCAAGCUCUGCCCCCGCCCAUGUGAAGGACUUCGGCAGCAACCUGGGCACCUGCUCCAGAAUCUGUUGGGCUGGUGGCAGGCCAGCUGGCUGCCCUCCUGCAGCCCACACUCGCAGCAUCUCCCUGGUCCCCGGAGGCACGGAUUCUUCCCAGACAGCUCCAGCAGCUAGGUCUCCACAGCAAAGCCGGCAACUUCUCCAUCAUUGCUGUUUCCUGUUGAGCUUCAACGAAGAUGGUUCCAAGAAUGUGGUGUGGGGGAAGUAAAUGCUGAAACUAAAA
Vicugna pacos (alpaca) is the source of this 799-nucleotide messenger RNA. It is a transcript of the gene NHP2, whose product is annotated as NHP2 ribonucleoprotein. Gene Ontology annotation, cellular component: nucleolus. Gene Ontology annotation, molecular function: RNA binding. NCBI's taxonomy places the organism in Eukaryota, Metazoa, Chordata, Mammalia, Artiodactyla, Camelidae. The record is from RefSeq and is a predicted model, not a curated record.